UUUUUUUUUUUGCAACGGUUUCUAUGCUGUGCGCCUGAAAUCACGAGGAAGAUUCAUAGAAUAUCCCAAACUGGGAGGGGUCCAUAAGGACCACUGAGUCCAACUGCUGGCUCCACGCAGGACUACCCCAAAAUCAGGCCGGUCUGAGAGCUGUGUCACUCCCUGAGCUCCAGCAGCUCGGGCUGUGCCCACUGCCCUGGGCAGCCUGUUCCUCUGGUGCAGAGCCUUUCCGUGAUAUCCAACCUGCACCUCUCUUGAGAUCCAAAAAUGCCCUGUUUAUUUAAGCCAAAACUCUGGGAAGAGAUCUUGUGAUAGAGAUCUGGAGUGAUUCUCCAUGCUGGGGUCUCUAUGCUCAGGUUUAUUCUUCAUUCCAGAUGAAUAAACUUCUGGUUGGGACUGUUGUCUCUUCCAAACUGUUUCUGACUUGACAGGCUCAAGAUGAGGCACCUGAUAUUUUUUACCAUGUUGUGAGCAUUCACUUCUUCGUGGUGUUUUCAGAAUGACUAGAAAUUAUAAGAGCCAAAUAAAGUAUUUAUUUCAACUUUUCUAUGCUGCGCAGUAUGUUAGCAUUGAUCUGGUGUAUUGUUUGUCUGUUUUUUCAGGAAAAAAAAAGCCCUCUGAAAUAAUAUAAUUUUUGUUAAAAUCCAUUCUCUGGAUCCAGAGGCACGAUUGUUUCACUUUGUGUCCCACCUGUGACCUUGCUCUCAAAUCAGUGUUGUUCAGCCAUGGGAAUGCUCCUCUUACCUUUUAUUCUGCCCAGGCAAUGUGAAUGAAAUGAAAUACAUGCUAUGAGACUUUGGUUCUUACAUCUUCACAAGAGCAUUACUUUUUUAGUAUCAUUUCACAGGCAUCACCGUAGAACCCUCAACAGUUUGAAAGCUAUGUUAAUCUGCAGUUUACAUUUGUUAUUAAUGCCUGAGCCAAUGCACAUGAUUACAUGCUUUCUACUGAAUGAAGAAGGUUUGACUUACAGUUAAUUUCAGAGUUAAUUGAAAUAUUUCUGAGCCUAACAAUGCUGGUGACAAUUAAAAUGCAGUCCCAUGAGCACAUGUGGGAAAUGGACAGGAGAACGCAAGGCUUCAGAUUGCCUCCUUAGUUUGUGGUGUCAGGAGAUAGAUGGCAGAUAUCAAAACAGGCUGCAGGAGCAGAUAGUUCAGCACGACUCUUCAGUAACCAGACUGAAAUGUUAAGCUCCCUUAAAAAAUGUCCCCAGAUGCUUUUUGUUAUGCUUAAGAUAUCUACUGCCUCUCAGUAAGAAACAGGAAUGGAAGUGUAGCUCUGUGUUACAAGCCUCUUCCGAGGCACAUGCAGCUGGCUCUUGGGUGUUCCCUAAAGCUUCAGCAUUUGGGUGGUGUAAAAACUGCUUUGCAGAAGUUAUUUCCAGCCUCGGUGUGUCUGUGGUACGGUAAGGCUGCCACCUGUUUUGUUAUGCUUUUGAUUGACUGACCUUGUAAAACACAUCCUGUGCUGCUUUUGUUUUUCUGUUUGCUGACGACAGGCACAAGUCAUCACGAUGCCAGCACUGCCACUGGAUGAACUCCAGCUUACAGAAAAGGAUCCCAAGACAGGGAAGCUGAGAACCUUACCGGCACUGACCGCCACCUGUUGUCAGAGACCCUGCCUUAGUGGAAGAAUUCUUGGAGCGAGCAAAAUUCAUUGCAGAUGAUCUGGACUGGCUUCUGGCUUUGCCUCAUGAUAAGUUUUGGUGCCAGGUAAUAUUUGAUGAGACACUUCAGAAAUGCCUGGAUUCCUACCUGUGCUAUGCCCCUCGCAAGUUCGACGUGUCGUUGGAUUGCCAUCCAGAGGUGAAUGACAUGCAGAAGCGUCUUCAUCGCAGCGUGUUUCUCACUUUCCUAAGAAUGUCCACUCACAAAGAGUCCAAGGAUCACUUUAUCACUCCCUCUGUCUUUGGAGAAAUUAUCUACAACAAUUUCCUGUUUGACAUCCCUAAGAUACUGGAUCUCUGUGUGCUCUUUGGAAAGGGAAAUGGUCCCCUGCUCCAGAAGAUGAUUGAAAACAUCUUCACUCAGCAGCCGAGUUACUUCAGUGACCUGGACGAAACUCUGCCCACUGUCCUCCAGGUGUUCAACAAUAUUUUGCAUAAGUGUGGCCUGCAGUGUGAAGGAGCCUCUGCUGAGCCCCAGAAAUUGGAAGAAAGAGUAAAUGUGACUCCAGGGAACAUGCCCCUCCAGGAGCUGAAGGAUAUUGUGCUGUACUUGUGCGACACUUGCACAACACUCUGGGCGUUUCUUGAUGUCUUCCCAUUGGCUUGCCAGACCUUUCAAAAACACGAGUUUUGCUACAGGUUAGCAUCCUUUUAUGAACUGGCAAUUCCUGAGCUGGAGUCUGCCAUUAAGAAGAGGCAUUAUGAAGAUAGCAGUGUUUUUGCUGAUUUGUGGAGGAGAAUUUCGCAUUCCAGGAAGAAGGUGAUGGAAGCUUUUCACAUCCUCAUAAACCAAGUGUGUCUGCAGCCAAUCUUGGAGAGCAGCUGUGAGAAUAUUCAUCCUUACAUUGAAGAAUUCCUGCAGAUCUUUACUUCGAUACUUCAGGAAAGGAGAUUUCUCCGGGACUACGAUGAGCUGUUUCCAGUUGAGGAUGAUGUCAGUCUGCUUCAGCAGGCGUCGUCCACGCUAGAUGAGACCAGGACAGCCUAUAUCCUCCAGGCAGUGGAAAGUGCAUGGGAAGGUGUAGACAGGAAAAAAGCACAAGUCGCUCAAGAUCCAGCAGCAGCAGCAGCGUGUAAUGGAGCAUCAGCAAUGGUGGAGGGCUCUGCUCAGGAUAGAGAGGAGCUUGGGGCUGCGUAUGCAUCGGAAGAUGAGUGUGCUGGUGCAGCUGCUGCACCCGCUGCCAAGGUGUCCGGGGUGGAGCUGGACUCUCUGAUCUCUCAAGUGAAAGAUCUGCUGCCAGACCUCGGGGAGGGCUUCAUCCUGGCCUGCCUGGAAGAGUACAGUUACAGUGCAGAGCAAGUGAUCAACAACAUCCUUGAAGAUAAGCUGGUGCCAUUCUUGGAUAAACUGGACCGAACAAUGCAAAGACAACCAAAGCCAGACCCUACACCUCUGGUCACUGCUCGCUACAAUGUUUUCCAGAAUGAUGAGUUUGAUGUUUUCAGCAGGGAUUCAGUGGAUGUUUCUCGGAUACAGAAAGGCAAGCGGAGGGAGAAGGACACAACCAGGAGCCUGCUGAAUGACAAGCGCCUGGUCGCCGAGCAGAGGGAGCGCUACAGCCAGUACAGCGUGGUUGUGGAGGAGGUGCCCGUGCAGGCAGGAGAAGCUCAGCUCUACGGGGAGGACUACGAGGACGAGUACGAUGACACGUACGAUGGAAACCAAGUGGGGGCGAACGACGCUGACUCGGACGACGAGCUGAUCAGCAGGAGGCCGUUCACAACUCCUCAAGUUCUGAGACUUAAAGGACAGGAGGAAGGGCAGGAGGAGGAGGAAGAGGAGGAAGAAGAAGAAGAGGAAGUUGAAAAGGAAAGACCAAAGGACCACUUUGUGCAGGACCCAGCUGUGCUGAGGGAGAGGGCUGAAGCCAGGCGGCUGGCUUUCCUUGCAAGGAAGGGGUACAAGCACAACAGCUCUGCUGUUGUUGGGAACACGAAGGGGCACGGGCAGAACCGGGAAACGGUGCAGGAACGAAGGAAGAAGGAAGCAAACAAAAGCACAAGAGCGAAUCACAAUCGGCGAGCCAUGGCCGACAGAAAGCGGAAUAAAGGCAUGAUUCCUUCCUGAACACCUUCCAGCUGCUGCGUCAGCCCCGCUCCUCUGCUUUGGAGGCAGCUGUGCUCCAUUCCCUCUGCCCUCCCUUAGCUCAGGGGGCUGGAUGCCGUGGCCCUUCAGCUCUUUGGGAACUGCACGCCCUGCGGGAGAGCUGCCUCUUCCUGGAGAGGAGCUGCCCUCUGUGCACACCGUGGCCGCUCCUCGGUCUGCGGAGAGACGUGUGUACGGCAGCGAGCUGCACCCCGGGUGCAUGGCGCAGGCUGCCCCAGCCAUUCACUUCUUUUUGUACUAUUUAUAAUUCCAAGAGUUUUAUUUUCCUACUGGCUCCUCCCGCCCUCGCUGCAGCCCGCAGGAGCUUCCAGGCCGUGCAGUCGUGGCAAGGCUUCCCUGGGGCAGCCCUUCCAGCUGCCUGCUCAGGCUGAGCAUUGCUGACGGGCACACAGGCGUUGAGGUGAAUGAGUCUGUGCCAUACGUUUCUGUCCCUCGAGCAAGGCGUGUGGAAAACCGAACGUACCAAUAAAUGAUUGAAGCCUUGUA
Molecule: messenger RNA, 4259 nt
Organism: Numida meleagris (helmeted guineafowl)
Lineage: Eukaryota; Metazoa; Chordata; Aves; Galliformes; Numididae
Gene: ASCC2
Product: activating signal cointegrator 1 complex subunit 2
Exons: 18
Coding region: 1815-3734 (639 amino acids)
Biological process (GO): regulation of DNA-templated transcription
Molecular function (GO): ubiquitin binding
Source: RefSeq, a predicted model, not a curated record